This is a messenger RNA of Brassica rapa (field mustard), 1595 nucleotides long. Its product is annotated as apoptosis-inducing factor 2. Gene Ontology annotation, molecular function: electron-transferring-flavoprotein dehydrogenase activity; flavin adenine dinucleotide binding. Lineage: Eukaryota; Viridiplantae; Streptophyta; Magnoliopsida; Brassicales; Brassicaceae. The record is from RefSeq and is a predicted model, not a curated record. Gene Ontology annotation, cellular component: cytoplasm.
UCAAGACCAAGAGAAACGAAAAAGAAGUUAAACAGCUAGUGUUACAAAAAAAAAAAAAAAGUAAAACAGAUGAAAAAAUUAGCGUAGCUGAUGACGUAGGAUUAGGGGAAACAUGGCUGGAUCCUUCCGGCGUCCCAGGGAGAGGAGCCGACGUCAUAUAUGACGUUAGUGAACACGUUAACCAUAGAGUAAUUUAUUCCAAUCUUACCCUAGAAGACUAUUCUCAGCAUCGGUAUAUAAAUAUGAGAAAGCAAUCAAAUAACAUUCGAACACGUUUCAUUUGGAAUCUGAAUCGAUAAAAUGGAAAGAACAGAACCCGAAUCAGGAAAUGGGCGGAGGGUAGUGGUAAUCGGCGGCGGAAUCGCCGGCUCGUUGGCCUCCAAAUCCCUUCAGUUCGAUUCCGACGUCACCCUUAUCGAUCCGAAGGAGUACUUUGAGAUCACCUGGGCAAGUUUGAGGUCCAUGGUGGAGCCUUCUUUUGCUGAAAGAACGUUGAUCAACCACAAAAAGUAUCUUCAAAACGGCCGUGUUGUGACUUCUCCAGCUGUCAAUAUCACCAACUCUGAAGUAGUCACAGCCGAUGGGCUUGUCUUUGGAUAUGAUUAUCUUGUGAUCGCUACAGGUCACAACGACGUGCUUCCCAAAACCAGACAAGAGAAGCUUUCACAAUACCAAUCGGAAUAUGAGAAGAUCAAGUCUUCUGAGUCAAUUCUGAUUGUUGGUGGAGGACCCUCGGGUGUCGAGCUUGCUGCUGAGAUUGCAGUUGAUUUCCCUGAGAAGAAGGUUACUUUAGUACACAAUGGACCAAGGUUAUUGGAAUUUGUUGGUCAAAAAGCUGCAGACAAAGCGUUUGACUGGCUGAAAACCAAGAAAGUUGAAGUUAUAUUGAAUCAAAGGGUGGACCUAAGUUCAGCUUCAGACGGAGAUAAAAAUUACCGAACAUCAGGAGGAGAAACGGUACACGCGGAUUGCUAUUUCCUCUGCAUCGGCAAGCCUUUGUCUUCAGAAUGGCUGAAAGGAACUGUUCUGAAUGAUAAUUUGGAUGGUAAAGGAAGGCUGAUGGUCGAUGAGUACUUGAGAGUGAAGGGUCGCAAGAAUGUAUUCGCAAUUGGAGAUAUCACUGAUAUCCCUGAGAUGAAACAAGGAUACAUCGCUGAGAAACAUGCCUCUUUGGCUACAAAGAACAUAAAGCUGUUGAUGUCUGGUGGAAACGAGAAGAAGCUGUCGAGCUACAAGCCCGGUUCCGAUAUUGCCAUAAUAUCUUUGGGAAGAAAGGACUCGGUGGCUCAGUUCCCUUUCAUGACAGUCUCGGGUUGCGUGCCUGGUUUGCUCAAAUCUAAGGAUCUGUUUGUGGGGAAGACGAGGAAGGCAAGAGGUCUGGAUCCUAAUAUUGUGGAUUGAAAGAUUGUGUUUUAACAGUUUGUUCAUUGAUGAGAUUCUUGUGCAGACGCAUUUGGUCUUUUGAUCAGUUUUGUUGAUUUGGUUUCACUUUUAUGUUUCUGUGUUAUCGAGAUAGUGUGGGUUGCCUUUGUUGUAACAUAAAGUGUAAUUUUGCGAGCUUUCAUUAAAAAAGUAUUGGAUUGAGAACUCCCCUA